Messenger RNA from Panonychus citri (citrus red mite), 1425 nucleotides. RefSeq names its product sugar transporter SWEET1-like. The record is from RefSeq and is a predicted model, not a curated record. Gene Ontology annotation, biological process: carbohydrate transport. Gene Ontology annotation, molecular function: sugar transmembrane transporter activity. Bases 152 to 808 code for a protein of 218 amino acids. Gene Ontology annotation, cellular component: membrane. The transcript is spliced from 6 exons. Lineage: Eukaryota; Metazoa; Arthropoda; Arachnida; Trombidiformes; Tetranychidae.
GUUUGUGGAGUCACAAUAAUAUUUAAAAAAAAUUCUUGUUUACUAAUUAAUUAAUUUCUUUGUAAAUAAUUUAGUUUCAUUAAUUAACCUAAAACUCUUUGUUUUCAAUCAAUUGCAUCAAUAAUGGUCUGAUUUGAUUGUUCUACCUUCAAUGGAGCUUCUUUAUGUUGUCUCAUCUUUGGUCAUAAUUUUUACCUUUUGUAACUUCACAACUGGAAUGCAAAUUUGUAUCAGAAUAUGGAAGAAGAAAUCGACACAAGAUUUUCCAGCUUUCCCUUUCAUAGCUGGUCUUCUAUGCACUUUUUUAGGUCUUCGUUAUGGACUAGUUAUCCACGAUUCAGUUACUAUAUUUGUUAAUUCCAUUGGUACCGCUAUUUUCUCUUUAUAUGUUCUAUUCUAUUACCAUUUUACAUUGAACAAACGAUCAAUCAAUAUGAAAAUUAGCUGUCUCAUUGCUGUGAUGUUACUCAUUGAAUUAGCCUUUGGUCAUCAAGAAAAUCCUCGAGCCUUAUCUGGUAUUCUCGCCGGUGUUUCUAGUGUUAUUUUUUCCGGUUCUCCGAUGACCAGUAUUUCUCAAGUUAUUCGAGAUAAAAAUUCUGGUAUAUUACCUUUUUGGUUAAUAUUUUCUACUGCUGUUGUCGCCUUCUUUUGGUUUACUUAUGGUCUUCUCAUAGGCGAUGCCUUCAUCCAGAUCUCAAAUUCCCUCGCCAUAAUCUUGGCUGUCUUCCAAUUAUCAUUGUUCAUUUUCUAUCCACCUCAAAGUAGUUAUAAGACAUUGGAAAAGGAAUUUCUCCUCGAAAAUUUAUGAAAAAGCGGCUCAAUUAAGCUUUUUUACGUUUUUUUUACUAUUUUGGAACUAUUUCUUCUCUGAAAUUUAUCUCUUUUUCCUGAUUUUCUGAGGAAUAACAAAGAACCAAAACUUUUGCCCAUCAAAAGGAACAAUUUUCAAUUUCUCUCUUCAUUCGCCUUUGGACCAAGUUGACCUUCCUUAUUCCUUAAAUUGGAACUUUGUUUUCUUUUUACCGUAAAAAUCAAUCAAAACACAAUCAUCGCCUAUUCCAAUUGACAAUUUGGGCUUAUUUUGUUUAAGAAAAAUCUAUUUAUUCUCAUAUAAUUGAUAAUAAUUAUUACUUUAUUAUGGUAUCUCAAUGUAUGAGAUCAAUCCCAUUUUGAUAGUUCUUGUUAUUAUGACUUGUUAUCAUAUCUAUACCAAAAAAUCAACAAAUUGUACAUCUCUUAUGGUAUAAUCAAAAAAAAAGUUAACUAAUAUUUUAUUAAUCACUAAAUUGUAGUCAAGUAUCAUGAUGUAACAUGAAAGUACUAAUUGAAAGUAAUAACUGUUGUUGCCUUUGAACAAUUAAAAGGGUAUGAUCCGAAUCACAAUAACUAAUAACAUGUGAAUAUUAUUAAUUUCUCAUAAUCUAA